Rodentolepis nana is the source of this 615-nucleotide messenger RNA. NCBI's taxonomy places the organism in Eukaryota, Metazoa, Platyhelminthes, Cestoda, Cyclophyllidea, Hymenolepididae. The record is from the annotation of a GenBank genome assembly.
AUGGUGGUCGCGGACCAUUGUGCAGUCUUCAAUAAAUUAUACGUCCUUUCUACUUCUUUCACAGCUCAUACACUUCAAACCCCUCCGUUAGAUGUUUUCAAUGUCCACAAUUCCACUGUGCAUAUUUGCUCUCCGAAGACGAGUAAAUCACAUAACAAUGUCCUUCAACUCAAUUUGGAAGAUGGCACAGAAAUGCUGUUGGCAGCUAGCACCCUGGAGACUUGCAAUGAAUGGUAUGAACACCUCAAGGCUGCCUCACCUGGUUGGAUUGAGUAUCGAGUAAUCGUAACUAAAGUUUGGAAUGAAUCGCUUAAAGCAUUCUCUACGUCUCUAUUAAACAUUUGCCUUAUUUUGUUAACACUUCAGAAGUACCUCCGGAUGACUUCAAUGGUGAUCGAUGCCAAACGCUUCUGUCAACCUCUUAAAAAUUGGCGAUUCUUUUGCUUUGACACGAACAUUGAUGAUGAUGAUGAUGGUAAUAAUAAUGAUACGUACACUGUUUUUUUCUUUCUCCUUGUCAAGGGUCUCAUGGAACUUGGACCCUCCCAAGAAGUGGAUCCCUUAAAAGAAGAGACUCUGGAGACAGUUCUAGACACGGUACAUGGGGCAGAUUGA